CAGGGAGAAUGUUAGGAUUGACAGAAUUGCUCCAUAUAUUUAAAAAAAAAUGAAAUCCUAAGUUUAGCUGUUCUGGGUUCUUUGAGAGUUAAAGAAUUUGGAAGGGGCAAUAACAUUUUAGUAAAACAAGAUCUGCAAUUAAUUAUUAACUGUGGGUGAUACAUAUUGGUGGUAUUUCUGUUCAUCUACAGCAGAAGCCAGAUAGAGUUUAAUCCAGAUUUGUUAGCAUUGUUGGUGUGUUAGUUGUGAUGCUAUGGCUAUUUUAAUAUUUUGUUUUAUUUUGUUAUUUUCUGGAACAACUUUUAGUCAAGAUAAAACCUAUGUCCUUACAGCAUCAAAGAUUUUCCGAGUUGGGACAUCUGAGAAAGUCGUAGUUCAAGCUUUUGGUUAUGAGAAGGAAUUUGCAGUCAACGUUGCCUUAAGAAGCUUUCCAGAUAAGCUUGUUUCUUAUUCGUCUGGCAGCAUUUCUUUAACUCCAGCCAACAAAUUUCAAGAUGCCGUAACUUUAACACUUCAACCAACAGAUUUAGCAAGAACAGCAGAUUCAGUCAAGUAUGUGUAUUUGGAAGCUGUUUCCCCACAUUUUACCAGAUUGAAAAAAAUUCCUGUUUCCUAUGAGAAUGGCUUUCUUUUUAUUCACACAGACAAACCAGUUUAUACUCCCGAUCAGUCAGUGAAAGUCAGAGUUUACUCUCUGAAUGAAGAUCUGCAGCCAGCUCGGCGAGAAACUGUCCUAACAUUUGUGGAUCCCGAUGGAGUAAAAGUGGAUAUCAUAGAAGAAAAAGACUUUACUGGAAUAGUUUCUUUUCCUGACUUCAAGAUUCCUCCUAAUCCUAAGUAUGGAAUUUGGAAGAUUGAAGCCAAGUACAAAAAGAAUUUCAUAACCUCUGCUGUUGCAAAAUUUGAAGUUAAGGAAUAUGCACUGCCAAGCUUUUCCAUCGUCAUACAGCCAGAACGUAACUUUAUUAGUUCUGAUAAAUUUGAGAACUUCAGGAUUGCUGUGACAGCCAGCUAUUUUUAUAAUAAAAGGCUUCCAAGUGCUGAUGUUUUUCUUCGUUUUGGAAUAAUUGAAGGAACUGGAAAAAGAAUGAUGCCUCGUGCAAUGCAUGUAACUAGGCUUGAAAAUGGUGUUGCUGAAAUCAGUUUUAACAGUAAGAAAGAAGUGAGUUAUUUAGGAUUUCAGAGUCUAGAAGAAUUGGAUGGGUCAUAUUUAUAUAUUGCAGCAUCAGUGAUGGAAUCUAUGGGUGGCCUCAGUGGUGAAGUGGAAUUUACUGGAGUCAGAUACGCUGUAUCUCCUUACAAAUUAAACUUGAUUGCUACUCCUCUCUUUAUAAAGCCUGGACUUCCAUUCUUCGUAAAGGUGCAGGUGAAAGAUACAGUAGAUCACUUUGUUGGAAACAUCCCUGUAACUCUCACUGCAAAAUCAUUUAGUGAGCAAAUGGAUGAGACUGAGUUGAUAUCAGAGGGUUCAGAAUCUGGGAGAAGAAAAACAAGCAUGAAUGAUGGAACUGCUUUAUUUGUUAUUAAUAUCCCAUCUGAUAGCACGCUACUGGAGUUUCAAGUAAAAACUGUUGAUCCACAUCUUUCAGAUGAAAACCAAGCAACCAAAACCUAUGAAGCAAGAGCUUAUUCAUCAUUAAGUCGGAGUUAUCUAUAUAUUGACUGGGCUUCAAACCACAAAAUACUUCAAGUAGGGGAUUUCAUCAAUAUUAACGUAUAUCCACAUAGUCGGUAUAUUCAUAAAAUACAUCACUACAGCUAUUUGAUCAUGUCAAAAGGGAAGAUAGUAAGCUUUGGAACUCAGAAAAGAAUUAAAGAUUUGGAAUAUGAACACCUAAGUUUUCAGAUAACCCAAGAAAUGGUUCCUUCAGCACGUCUUGUUGUUUACUACAUCGUCAUGGGAGAAGAAACUGCUGAGUUAGUAGCUGAUUCAGUCUGGCUGAAUGUGGAACAGAAGUGUGGGAAUAGUCUUGAUAUUAAGGUGCUACCAAGCAAAAAGACACACAGACCAGCAGAAGUCUUAUCGCUUUACAUGAAAACACAGUUCAGUUCCUUUGUUGCUUUGUCAUCUAUUGACAAGGCAGUAUAUGGAGUUAUUGGAAGAGGAAGGAGAGCAAUGGAAAAAGUAAUACAAGAUUUGGAAAAGAGUGACCUUGGAUGUGGUGCUGGAGGAGGACGGAAUAAUGUUGAUGUAUUCCGAAUGGCUGGGCUUACAUUUUUAACUAAUGCAAAUGCUGAUGAUUCAAAUGAAGCAGGUGAAACUUGCAAUGAAAUUGUAAGAACCAAACGGUCUGACUUCAAGGAGCGAAUACUCAAGGAAGCAUCCAAAUAUAAAUAUGAAGCGAUUAAAAACUGCUGUAUGGCUGGAGUAAAAGCAUAUCCAGUCAGUGAGACUUGCAGUGAUAGAGCUCGGCGAAUUCGGAGUAAUGAAAAGUGCAUUUCAGCAUUCAGGGAUUGCUGUGAAUUUGCCAACAGACUGCGGGAAGAAGAGCCUAAUAAGCUGCUAAUAUUGGCAAGAAUGCAUUUUGAGGCUAUCUUGGAACUGGAUGAAGCAGAAGUUCGUAGCUAUUUUCCUGAAAGCUGGUUAUGGGAAGUUCACCAAGUUUCUUCUAGAUCAAAGUCUCUGUCUAUCACUCUGCCUGAUUCACUGACUACCUGGGAAGUGCAAGGUGUUGGCAUUUCUGAUAAAGGUAUAUGUGUUACUGCACCACUGGAAGUGCAAGUUGUAAAAGACAUCUUCCUUAACAUUUAUGUUCCUUAUUCUGUGGUGCGAGGAGAACAAAUUGAGUUAAAAGGAUCAGUUUAUAACCACAGAGCUUCUGCAAUUAAGUUCUGUGUUAAAAUAGCAGCUGGAGAUGGAAUCUGUUCUUCCGGAGGUUCUGCAACUACUGGAGCAAGGAUACGCGGUUGUAAUUUUAAGUAUCUAGAUGGUAGUUCUUCAUCGCCAUUUAUGUUCAGAAUACUUCCUUUGGAAUUAGGUCUUCACACUAUCAACUUCACACUGCUGACAGAUGGAAACAGUGAAACUGUAGUUAAAACAUUACGCGUAAUGCCAGAAGGCAUUAAAAAAGAACUUCAUGCAGGUUUCACUUUGGAUCCACAGGGUGUUUAUGGUUCAGUCAAGAGACGCCAAGAAUUUCGUUAUAAAAUACCACUAAAUCUGGUCCCUAAAACAAAAAUCGAUAGAAGUGUCAGUGUAAAAGGACAUCUUAUGGGUGAAGUGAUUGCCACAGUCCUUAAUCCUAGUGGUCUUAGUAUUCUUACUAAUCUUCCAAAGGGCAGCGCAGAGGCAGAGCUCAUGAGUAUUGCCCCUCUUUUUUAUGUGUUUCACUACUUGGAAGCAUCAGAUAACUGGCAAAUACUGGGUUCCAAAACCUUAACUUCCAGAACUGAAAUGAGGAGGAAGAUGAAAGAAGGAAUUGUAAGCGUUUUGUCAUUCAGAAAUUCUGACUUCUCAUAUAGCAUGUGGAAGAAUGGGCAAGCUAGCACAUGGUUGACAGCUUUUGCUUUAAGAAUUCUUGGACAAGUUAAUCAAUAUAUAAAUCUUGAUCAAAUUUCUGUUUGUAAUUCACUUCUGUGGUUGAUUGAUAACUGUCAAAUGCCAGAUGGCUCAUUCACUGAAUUUUCAGAUUAUCAGCCAGUGAAACUACAGGGUACAUUACCUAGAGAAGCUAAAGAAAAAUCUUUGUAUCUCACAGCAUUUUCUAUUAUUGGAAUUGAAAAGUCAAUGAAAAUAUGUCCUACUCAGAAAAUCCAUGAUGCUAAAAAUAAGGCAGGGGAUUAUUUAUUGAAAAAUGCAGGGUCUGCACAAAGCCCCUUUACUAUGGCAAUAAUUUCGUAUGCGUUAGCUCUUGUGGAUUUGAACCAUCAGUCUGCACGAUUGUUGUUCUCUGCGCUGAAGAAGGAAGCGUCUGUCAUAGGCGAGCCUCCUAUUUAUCGUUUUUGGAAAGGUAGUUUAAAAACAUUAGACCACCAUGCUCCCAAUUCUGUUACCGCACAAAUGGUUGAAACUACAGCAUAUGCAUUGCUUACUGCUUUACUAAGAGGGGACAAGAACUAUGCUAAUCCAAUCAUCAAAUGGUUGUCUGAAGAACAGAGAUAUGGUGGAGGAUUUUAUUCAACUCAGGACACUAUUAAUGCUCUUGAAGCCUUGACUGAAUAUUCCCUUCUUGUCAAACGGCUUAAUUUGGACAUGAGUGUUAAGGUAGCAUACAAAAAUUAUGGAGAUCUUCAUCUAUUUAAACUGACAGAAGAAAAUUUUGUGGGAAGAACUUUGACAGUGCCUUUGGAAGAUGACAUAUACGUAAGCACUGGCAGCAGCACUGGCAUAGCUACAGUAAAUGUGAGGACAGUAUACAACAUAAUUGGUACUUCUGAAGAGUCGUGUAACUUUGAAUUGAAGAUUGUUCCAAAGAGAGAUGAUGGUUACAGAAUAGAAGAUGGUGGGCCACUUGGGCGCGUAGAGGCUUGUGCAAAGUACAAGCCCAGCAUGAGAGAGCCACAGUCAGGGUCUGCUCAUGCCGUGAUGGACAUAGGUUUGGUUAGUGGAUUGGAAGCAAAUAGAGAAGACUUAAAUACUCUUGCAAGUGGAGUGGAUCAACUGAUAGCUGAUUAUGAGAUAAUAGAUGGGCAUGUUGUUAUUCAGAUAGACUCUGUUCCAGCUGAUAGUUUCCUCUGUGUUGGGUUCCGAAUAAGUGAGCUUUUCCAUGUUGGAAUACGAAAUCCUGCUACAUUCACUGUAUAUGAGUAUCAUGCACCAGAUAAAAGAUGCACUAUAUUUUAUAACCCAUAUGGAGAUGAAAAACUUGUGAGGUUGUGUGAAGGAAAUGAAUGCAAAUGCAUGGAAGCUGAGUGUAGUAGAGUACAAGAAAGACUGAAUCAGUCAAUAACUGCUGAUACCAGGAGAGAAGCUGCAUGCCAGAAUGAUAUUGCAUAUGUUUAUAAAGUGAACAUCUUGUCUCGUCGUGAAGAAGGUUAUUUCGUAAAGUAUUCUGCAGCUAUUCUAGAUCUCUAUAAAAGAGGGCAUGCUUUUGCUGAAAAAAAUAAUGAAAUUACCUUUGUUAAAAAGAAGACCUGUACUGAUGUUGAACUGAGCCCAGGAGAGCAGUAUUUGAUCAUGGGCAAAGAAGCCUUAAAGAUAAGCAUUGGUUAUAGUUUCAGAUUCCAGUACCCUUUGGACUCCAGCACUUGGAUUGAGUGGUGGCCUUCAAACACAGCAUGUACAUUUUGUCAGGAGUUUUUAAACAGAAUGGAAGAUUUUGUUGAAGAUCUCAUCAUCAGUGGCUGUUGAUUUACGUGGAUAAUUUUUUAAUUAAAAAUACAGAUCAAACCUCAUUUAAAAAAAAAUCCUCAGCUGUUCAGUAAUUAUUUUCAGAACUUAACAUUCGUGACUAGUUCAUCUUGGAGAACACUCUUAGCGUGUAGUUCAUAGCGACUUUCUUAUAACCUGGUAAUUUUCAAAGUAUGUCUUUUAAGCUUGGAUUGGAGAAUAAUGCAAAAUACUGCAAAGACAUUUGAAGUGAGAUGAAUUGAAAUGGAAUGACUGCAAAUAUGGAAAAUACUGUCUUUUGCCAGAAUAACCAUCAGAAGCAUUGAAAUCCAAUGUCUUACUAAAACAUAACCCUUCCUUCAGCAAAAAAAAAUAAUAAUAAUAAAAAAGAAUUGUUUUAUCAAAUAAUUUUGUUCCAACUUUAAUUGGAAAAAAAAAAGACAUACAUAACCUAGCACAAUUGUAUCCAAGUAGUUAGGACAAAAGCCUUGCUGCGCCCCAGUUACUUUAUAGUACGUAUUUUAAAUGUUCAUUUUCCAACCACAGUAAAGUACUGUAGUGUAAGAAUGGUGGAAGACAAAUCCUAAAGCUAUUUAUAUUACGCUAAGAGUGUAAAGCCAGAUACUGCUGACCCUUUUUUGCUUCUUUAGUUUCCUCAUCCUCAUUUUAUUGUACCUUAGACCCCUUAGACCUGCAGAUGACAGAUUCUUGCUUUUUUUUUUUUUUUUUUUUACCUAAGCUGGUGUCCAGGUGUUUACAUUAACAUUUUUCAUUCAACUUGUGGUUGGAGUAACAGAUUUUUAAACUAAAUGAUCCUGAAGAUUUACUAAGUAAAGAAAUGACAGUUUCUUCAUGUUUGAAAUGCGAAAAUUUAUUUUAACAGUGCAUUGAAAUACUGCAGUGCAACUCAAACAACUCCCACUCCCUGCAAUGGAAAGAAAACAUACUGGAAACAUGCAGUUCAUAUUCAGUUACAGGCAACUCUUCACUUUUUAUAACUAAACAAACUGAAAAAUCUUCACCAUACCUGGCAGCAUUUCAUUUUUGAAGUGAUACUUACAUUCAUCGAAGAUUCUGUCAUUUGUAAAGCAUUUUGGCAUGUAAAAUUCUCUGAAUAAGCAAAACGUUUAAUUAGAAGCUUUUUAAAAUCCCAUUUGUAUAUGAAAGGGUGAACUUCCAAGUUUGUUGAAUCUGCACAGCAGUUAUGAUUAAUUUGUGAAGUGUCAGUGGUAUAUUCAGAGGAAUUAAUAGUUUUCUAAGGAAUUUUUUUGAGAAGAGCUGUUGGAAUGAUUUGAACACGCCAUGACAGUUUGAUGAGAAAAAAACAUUUUUCUGAAGUGCUAUGGAGGUGUGCUGCAAGAGCAAACAAACUUUUUUUAUAAAACCCUUAAUAUUUCUGAGUAAUAAGCUCACAAAGUACCUUUAAAAUAAUGCAAACAUUGUUAGUCUCAUGAUUAUAAGAAGGCAGUGUUAAAUCAAGGCGAAAAAGAAAAUAGUCAUGUUACUACAAUGAAAAACCAAGCAUGUGAUACAGGGGAACCCCACUCUGAGAGAGAUCAAAUCUAGUGUUUCCCCUUGCUGAUGGUGUGCUAAGAAUUUCAGUCGUUAACCAAUUUGGUAAGUCCUCUUUCAAGAUGUUGUUUGUCAUAUCGUAUAUAAUGUACUUCAACCAAGUUUGAAUACUUUUGAUGUUUUUGUAUUGUUUUUUUUUUGUUGUUGUUUGUUUUUUUUUGUUUUCCUGAUAGCAUUGGUAUGUUAUUGAUCUGUGUAGAGAAAAUAGAUUAUUUUAAAAAUUGUAGUAUGUUUCUCACAGGUUCUAUUUUAGGAAGACCACAUUUUGGGUAUAAACCCUGCAGUCUUGGUUCAUCUUAGUAUCUGCGGUUUAAAUAAAAGUAUGACAGUGAACAACAGUGGUGGCUUUAGUCUAAAGUUUUCUGGUUAUCUUCAUAAGAGAACAUGCUACAAUGCCUCUGUAUUUGGAAGAUCUGGAAUAUCCUCAGUCCAGAGUGAUUAAUAUGUGGAAAGAAGAAGGUCACAGAUGAUGCAAUUUUUAAUUUUGGCUCUGUGAGUGCUUUUUUUAAUCUUCUAAACUUUUCUAAGAAGCAUAAGAUAACACUCUAUCCAAUAAUAUCUGGAUAUAAACUCAAACUGCAGAGUGAAGUACACUUCAUUGCUCAGUGAGGUUGUCUAGGCAGUCCAGCUGUAAGCAUUUCUAAUUCUGAACUUUACAUAAAAGCUUUACACGACAAGGAGCUUGUCUCAGUUUCAGAUGUGACUUCUGAAAUUUCAGUUCUGUUGAUUAUUUUAGUGAGACAG
This is a messenger RNA of Cygnus olor (mute swan), 7585 nucleotides long. RefSeq names its product complement C5 (gene C5). NCBI's taxonomy places the organism in Eukaryota, Metazoa, Chordata, Aves, Anseriformes, Anatidae. Gene Ontology annotation, cellular component: extracellular region. The transcript has 43 exons. The record is from RefSeq and is a predicted model, not a curated record. Gene Ontology annotation, molecular function: protein binding; endopeptidase inhibitor activity. Bases 254 to 5290 code for a protein of 1678 amino acids.